AUGUCAAGCAAUCUUGAUGACAUAAUCAAAAGAAUUUUAUCGAGAUCUGAGUCAAAUUGGUUAGGUUUUAAGUCUCCAUCUCCAACUAAAGAUACAAAUAAUGAAAGCGUAAUUUGGUUCCGUCUUUUUAUUCAAAUACUUAUUCGUAUGAAUGAUAUCGAUCAAGCAAAAAAUGAUUUUCUACGAUUAUGGAGAGAAAGUUAUGUUGGAAAUACAAGUGAACUAAAAUAUGCUGAUGAAUUUGAGAAGGAAUUUCAACCAUCACGCGCUAUUUGGUGGUACACAAGGGAAUGUGAACUCUAUAAAUUAAUCAAAAGAAUCUGCAGUUCUGUGGAUUACAAUGAUUUAUAUGCACUUCGUUUUAUCAUUAAACAUGUAUAUCUACAACUACAAGAAGAACAUCACCAAUAUCUAAGAAAGAUCGGUAAACAUGGAAUGAUUGUAUAUCGAGGAUGCCUUAUGCCACCUGAAGACUUCGAAUGGUAUCAAACCGCAAUCGGAGGACUCCUCAGUCUCCAAACACUAAUGAGCACUACACUAAACAAAGAAAUCGCUAUUGGAUUUGCUAAAGGUGUUCAAAUGCAUAGUAAUAAGGUGCAGGCAAUGUUUGAGAUUCUAGUCGAACCAAAAAAAGUUACCUUACCUUAUGCUGAUAUUAGUAAAUUCAGUGAAUAUCCGGAUGACGAAGAAGUAUUAUUUAUGAUGGGUACCAUAUUUCAAGUGAAUGACGUACAUUACUCUGAUAGUGAGAAAACAUGGAAAAUUAAUCUUUCACUUUGUGGAGAAGAUGAUCCUCGUCUUAAAAAUAUGAUUGAUUAUAUAAAAUAUGAAAUUAAAGAUACAGCAAAUUUAAUUACAUUAGCUCAUUUUUUCAUUAAAAUUGGAGAAUAUGAUAUGGCAAAAGAAUAUUAUCAAAAAUAUCAAAAUCAACUAUCAAUUGAUGAUCCUAACAUGAAACGUGUUUGGCAAGGUUUAUCAAAUGUUGCUGAUAUUCAAGGAAAUUAUUUUAUAUCAAUGAAUGAUUACUCAAAAGCACAUGUAUGUUUCAAUGAACAAUUAGAUAUAUGUCGAAAUUUACCAAAUCAUCAUCCACAAGUGGGAAAAUGUUAUGCAAAUAUUGCAAAUUUACAUGAACUACAAGAAACAAACAAUCUGGCUUUGGAAAAUUAUGAAAAAGCAUAUAAAAUUUUUACACAAUCACUUCCUGCUUAUCAUCCAGACACCACUAAAAUCGAGCAAUCAAUUGAAAAUUUAUCACCUAAAAAAAAAUCAACAAAAGAAACAUCGAACCAGUCAACAAUAUCAGAAAUGAUUGAAAUAUCUGCAGAUCAAUCAGAAACAAAUAAAAUUCUUGAAACGUUUCUCAUUGUUUGGUUAGAUGCAAAUGUUAAUAAAACAAAAGAUAACGAAGAGACAUAUAAAGCUUUACGUACAAGUAUUAAUUAUCUUAAAACAUUUGAUAAUUUACAAGAAGGUGAAACUUAUAUUCAAAGUAUUCACCAUGAGAAAAUUAUUUUAAUUGUAUCUGGUGGAUUUGGUAUGGAAAUUGUACCACGAAUUCAUGAUUUUGAACAAGUUAAUUGUAUUUAUAUUUAUUGUGGUGAUAAAGUACGUCAUGAACAGUGGUCUAAAGAUUACCCAAAGGUCAAAUCAGUGAUCACUAAACGAGACCAAUUAGUCGAAGAAAUUACUGAAGAUCAAAAAAUUCGUAAUAAAACUGAAGAUUCUCUUCCAAUGAGUAUUUUAAAUCGUACAGUAGUAACUAAGGAAACAACAGCGAAAGAUAUUGCAAAAGAAAUGGGUUCGAUUUUAUGGUUUCAAUUAUUAAUUGAUGUUUUGUUACGUAUGAAACAUACUGAUGAUGCUAAAACAGAAUUAAUAGAAACUUGGCAUAAGAAUUAUACUGGAAAUUCUUCUGAACUGAAUAUAAUUAAAGAAUUUAAAAAAAAAUAUCAACGAGAGAAAGCUGUUUGGUGGUACACUCGAGAAUCAUCUCUUUAUCGUAUAUUAAAUAAAGCAUUGAGAGAACAAUCAAUUGAUAUGAUAUUUUCAUUUCGAUUUUUUCUAACUGAAUUAUCAAAACAAGUUUCAGAAUUGUAUCAGAAUUCUAUGCAGCAAUUGAAAGCAUCAAAUACGAUAAGUGAACCGAUUUAUGUUUAUCGUGGACAAGUUAUUGCUAAAGAAGAAUUUGAACAAAUGCAAAAUAGUAUUGGCGGUUUUAUCUCAAUCAAUAGUUUUUUUUCAACAAGUCGAAAUGAGUUGAAAGCACGAAGCUUUGCUAUGAAAACAUCUGUUACUGAAAAACUUCGUCGUAUAUUAUUUAAAAUUGAAAUUGAUUCUUGCUUACCAACAAAACCUUUUGCCGAUAUUGAAGGAAUUAGUUAUUAUCCAAAUGAACAAGAAAUUUUAUUUAUGCUUGGAUCAAUAUUUCGUAUUAAUAAAAUUGAGUCUGAUGAAAAAAAUAAAUUAUCAAUAAUGAAUAUGAGUCUUUGUAGUGAAGAUGAUUUUGAAUUAAAAGAAUUAUUUGCAUAUUUAAAAAAAGAUAUUGGAGAAGAAGCAUCAAUGAUAACAUUAGGAAAUAUUUUACUUCAAAUGGGUGAAUAUGAUAAAGGUGAAAAAAUAUUUCUACGAAUGAAUCAUCAAGAAGGACUUAUUAAUGUUGAAGAAUUAAAAGGAAAUUUUUAUUUAGCUAUGAAACAGUACAAACAGGCGAUUGUUUACUACGAACAAUCGUUAAAACUUCGUCUUAAAUUACUUCCCGAAUCACAUCCAGAUAUUGGUAAAAGUUAUAGUGCAAUUGCAAUGGCCUACGAAUUUUGGAAACUAUAUCCAAAUUCUAUUGAUUAUUAUCAGCAAGCAAUUAAACAAUAUCAGCGUACAUUAAGAGAUGAUCAUCCAUUGAUCACACAAACUAUGAAUAAUUUACAAAAACUUCAACAUCGAACAAAACAUUAA
This is a messenger RNA of Rotaria sp. Silwood1, 2955 nucleotides long. Lineage: Eukaryota; Metazoa; Rotifera; Eurotatoria; Philodinida; Philodinidae. The record is from the annotation of a GenBank genome assembly.